Molecule: messenger RNA, 1550 nt
Organism: Daktulosphaira vitifoliae (grape phylloxera)
Lineage: Eukaryota; Metazoa; Arthropoda; Insecta; Hemiptera; Phylloxeridae
Exons: 5
Coding region: 48-740 (230 amino acids)
Source: RefSeq, a predicted model, not a curated record
UAAAAAAUUUUUGCCAAAACUGUGACACCGAAAUUGCGAUAAAAAUCAUGAAGUAUUGUCACCAUUAUGUUGGACAAAAUUGCAUAGAUAAAAACAUAGAUUUUACUAAGUGUCCAGUAAAAAAUUGUGAACAAAGUCAUGAUCAUUCUUCGGAAAAUGACGAUGAAAAAUUAUGCUGUAGCUGUCUCUUAGUAAAACCAUUGACAGUAACAUUAAAUCCUUGCUGUCAUGAAAUGUGUAAAGACUGUACUGAUGAGCAAACACUACAGAAUACUAAUGAUUGUCCAUUAUGUAAAGAAAAAAUAGUAUAUUUUGAAAAUAUAAACAAUGAAAAAUUAUGCUGUAGCUGUCUCUUAGAAAAACCAUUGCCGGUAACAUUAAAUCCUUGCUGUCAUAAAAUGUGCAAUGAUUGUGCCAAUGAGCUAACAGUACAAAAUAUUACUAAUUGUCCAUUAUGUAGAGAACAAAUAGUACUUUUUAAAAAUAUAAAGUUAAUAGAAAGAUGUGCAUGCAAACAAGAACUCCAAAGAGUAGUCUUGCAACCUUGCCAUCACAAAAUAGGAAUAGCAUGUGCUAAUAUUAUAAGUAAUAAAAAAAACUAUCAACCCAAGUGUCCAAUAUGCAGCAAAAAAGUUCUACAAUUCUAUACCGAUGAACCUCACAUAAAUAAAUCAUUAAAUCCGUCAUAUUUAAGACGUAUGAAAAAUGUAAUGUUGUAUUAUUUGAACAUACAAAAAUAAUAAUUGAAAAUGAUAUUUAAUAGUAUGAAGAAUAUAGUGAAACAUGAAGGAAAUUUUAAAGGAUUUUAUUGCACUACUAAGUAUAUUAUAAUAUCAAUAAUUUAUAGUUUAAUUAUAUUUAACAAAUGUAAUAUUUAUUACAUUAAUGAAAGUAUAUUUUAAUAAAAACAAUGUAUCUAAUCAAUGUUACUUUAAAAAAAACAUAAAAUAACACAAAUAUUUUAUUUAUAUAAAAAUUAUUUAAAUGAAAAUUUAGGAACCACUCCCUUAAAUAUUUAUGUAAAAUUUAAUGCUACAGAUUCUGUCCCUAACAAGAUAUCUUAAAUAUCUUACCAAGGCUUUUCGAAAGUGUGGUAUGAGGAAUAUGACACCAUUCAUACCACCAUCUCAUACUCCAGUUUGUAAUGUCAAAAGGUUGUACAUAUUGUUCAAUCAUAAUCGAUUGUUUGUCUUUUUGGCAUAACACUUUUCCAAUAAAAAUUGAACAUUCAAAGUUGAAACCUCAAUUUUACGACUGACCGAGACAGGCAAUUCGAAUUUCUAAUAUUUAACAUUUAAUCUUUAUUAUAAGGUGUAAAAAUUGUAAUAAAUAAUAAUAAAGUUGUUUGGAAUGGUAUUAAUAAAGAAGUAUGAUAAUGGUAUCAUCCGUAAAGACAUAAUAAAUACAUGUAUUUUGUUUCUAGUUAUUACUUGAUUAGUAUAGUUAGUGUAUUAAAACUACACUUAUCUGAUAUUCACUGAUGUUGUUAGAUUCUCGAUUGUUGACUUGUAAUUGUUAAGUGUGUCGUAAUAUGCCUAAUGCUUUGCAUU